AAGCCGCGUUUAGAUGAACUCAUCAUGCAAAGACUGCUGUGAUAUAUCAAUCGAAACGAUUUUGAGUGAAGAAAGGAAAAACCCCUCUGUGGAUUGCAACGGCUUUAUCGAGUGCCCGAUGUUUACCGGAAAUGAUGGAUGGUCAGCUGCGGCUGGAAUGUGUCGUGGCGUCCAGUUCAGCCGCUUCAUAAGCUGCAGUGCCGGUUAGAAAUUCCCUGGACGUCCAGCUUGAAUCUGAAACUUUCUGUUCUUCCAACAUCGAGAACUUCGCUUUCGCGGAUUAGCACUUGUUUUUCUUCCCCAGUAUUGUGUCAACAUAUCUACCAUGAACCAAAGCCUCUCCGAUGAUACUCUCUGGUCCGACUGGUCCAACUCCCAGGACAGCGGCUUCGAAGGCGGCUGGAAGGAAAUCUACGCGGAAGCCGGAGGGAAAGCCGACUCCAUGACUCUGUUCGCUGAGUUGCUCAGACUCUACCGCGAAGGCAUGGCCCAAGAGCUUGCAGCUGCCAUCGAAGCCUUCGUAGAUUUCACGGAACAUCAACCAGAUGCCUACGGGUCCGAGGUUGCAGAGGCUAAUGACUUCAGGACAGACAAAAUCGCACCGCUCGUUGAUCUCUGGAACCCUUUUGGUCCCGAGGAAGCAGCUUACGUUGCAACCGUGGCCCAACAUCUCUGGCCUUCUGCAUUUGAUCCGUCGUUUCUCCAACAGCGCAGGGCUCGGGUGCUUCUACAAGCAUUGGGUCUGCUAGAUAUUGAUUUUGUCCGUGAAGCCCGGCGCCCUGUGUUUCGAUCCUGGGGUCAGAAGCCUCAGGUAGUACAGAUGGUUGAUUGUUUGACGGGGAGACAAUGCUCAGAGUGCCGCCACCUGAUCCGUUCAUUCCAUUUCUACGAAUGUCAAAACGGUUGCAAGGACGAAGAUGGCCAUAUUGAUAUGUUCAAGGUGUUUCCUAAGGAAAGUGGUCCUAGAGGAACGGCUAGAUAUAUUUCUCCCGAAUACCAUUGGUAUUCUGCGAGGAAAGCAUUCGAUAUGAGGCAAUACAGGGUAUGCCCGGCGUGCCUGCCCAAAUCUUCACAUCCCAGAAGCCACUUAAGAGCUCUCAGAGGGUACACGAAGGCGGGCGAUCAGGUUGCGUUAGGCUUCGCCCGUGAACUCGACCUCUGGGAAGACGACCUAGACGGAAGAUUUAUGGAAAGUUUGGGAGUCAAUGCACUUGACAAGCUUGCUUCCGUAAACAGGCUAUUCGCGAAGACCUCAAGCCGACAUUUCUUCCCAGCCGGAAAUGCCCAUUGUGCUCUUAUGUUCGGUCCAUUACUAAUAGAAAACGGAAUGACCAGGCAUCCGGGAGGUGCAUCGAUUUCUCGUCGGCCUCUGGUUAACUUCACAGCCUCCAGCAACGCUGAUCUUCAGGAGUUCAUGUCAGAACCGACUGAUUACCACCCGUAUAAGGGUAAAUCAGAGGUCUUGCAUCAAAGACAUCUGUCCUAUGCGGCGAAUAAACAUCUCUAUCAAGCAGAUUUACCUAUUCGUGCGAGGCGCUUUGUAACCUGUCGAAAACAGGUUUCCGGAGGGUUGUUCACCAAUUACUGUGAUCGUUUCGCCAUAGACGAGGCCUUGAUAGUCCUGGAGUUCACCAAGAUGGCUGAAAGUUGGCAAACCAUCAAAAUUGACCGCACACAAACACAGAAGGAGUAUCGUGCACAGUUACUACAACGUGGACAAUAUCUUGCAGAGCUAAUUUUUGAGACUUUCGGCGAAGAGAUCAGGCGCAGCCUCCUGUUCUUUGCAUCACGGCUACACAAAGAAGUGAAGUUGCAGUACAACCGGUUGUCCAAUAAUUGUCAGGACUUUUGCAACGAGCUUCUGAUUGGCCAUGAUAAGUGGGAUUCUAUGUUCAAUAGGAUCUACCCGCCAGUUCCUGUCAACCUCGAACAGAAUGAGAACACCUAUUGCAUCCGUUACAUGAUGAGUUUUGCUUCACGCAUGCUUCAUCCAUUAGACGAAAUGCCCUUUGUAGAUCCCGUCGCCUCCUCAACUCAGCUCUACGAUACGUUCGGCCAUAAUGAUGCUGAUAUACUUGACCACAUUGCCAACAUUCGCUAUAAAGAGGAUCCGGAAGGUUCUGGUCUCACCAUGCCCGACUCUUGUCACGAUCCGUUUCUGCUGAAAGGAAGGGACACAACUUGUUUCCAGAAUUCAAGGUAAGACUUUUUUUUUUCUUUUCUUUUCUUUUUUGUUCCAGUCAUUGGAUUCUACCACCGCUGAAACUAUGUAGCGAAAUCUGCUCUCUAGCCGACCAUCUUCUCGAUGGGCCACAUGAUAACCUCUCCGUGCUGAC
Truncatella angustata is the source of this 2336-nucleotide messenger RNA. RefSeq lists its product as uncharacterized. Bases 326 to 2203 code for a protein of 625 amino acids. Lineage: Eukaryota; Fungi; Ascomycota; Sordariomycetes; Amphisphaeriales; Sporocadaceae. The record is from RefSeq and is a predicted model, not a curated record. The transcript has 2 exons.